AUGAGUACGACCGAAGGAAAAUCUAAACUAACAUUAGCCAAAAAGCUAAGUGCCACCGCAAAGAAGGUACCGGUAGCCCGACAAGAGGAAACAAAUCCAAACCUUUUCUCCCAAAUUAAUACUAACACAAAAUCAAAUCUAAGAGGAUCGACUAAAACCAAAAAGGAUCUAAAAGAUACAGAAGAAGCGAAAUUGUCUAAUAAUGUAAAAAUAAAACCAAAAGAAGAAUUAAAAGUAGAAACUAAAAAGCCCCGAAGAAUAACCAGAAACAAGAAUUUUAUUAAAGAUGAAACGCAGAAUGGUCCGUUGGAAAUUCUAUCAAGUUCUUCAAAAUGUGUAAUCAAAAUUGAACAUGAUGAAGAACUGCCCUCUACCUCUACUAAGUUGGAAACAAAAGAAACUAACCAAAAAUCGAUAAAGAAAAGUAUCAAGAAAAAGGAGGUUGAAGUUACUGAUGAUAAAAGUGUAAUUAAACCAGAAACAAGCGAUUCUAUACCAUUAUCCAUAAACGUAAUAGAAAAUGAUACAAAUCUGAAAAAGAAAAAAUCACCAAAGAAAAAACCACCGGAAAGUCCAUUGAAGAAUGAAGUUCAAAUCGAUGAGGAUAUUAUCGACAAAUGGCAACCAGAAAAUUGGCAAAAACUUUUGGAAAAUAUACGUAUAAUGCGUUCCAAAGAGAAAGCGCCUGUCGAUACGAUGGGUUGUCACAAGUGUGCUGAUGAAAAUGCCGAUGAGAAGACUCAACGUUUUCAUAAAUUGGUUGCCUUAAUGUUAUCCAGUCAAACUAAAGAUGAUACCACCUAUCAUGCCAUGCUGCGCUUGAGAGAACACACAUUGACUCCCGAGUCGAUAUGUGAAAUGAAAUUGAAUGUUUUGGAAAAUAUAUUACAUCCCGUGUCAUUUUAUAAGAACAAAGCAAAAUACCUACAACAAACAUCGAAAAUUCUAAUAGAAAAAUACAAUUCCGAUAUACCGGACAACAUAAAAGAACUUGUAUCGUUGCCGGGUGUUGGUCCAAAAAUGGCACAUAUUUGUAUGUCAACAGCAUGGGAUAUUACCACGGGUAUUGGUGUUGAUGUUCAUGUUCAUCGCAUAUCUAAUCGUUUGCGUUGGGUACCGAAACCCACCAAAGAACCGGAAGAUACACGAAAAGCCCUAGAGAAAUGGUUACCCCGUGAACUUUGGAAUGAAGUUAAUUAUUUAUUGGUGGGUUUUGGUCAAACCGUGUGUACCCCUCAACGACCUAAAUGUCUGGAGUGUUUGAAUUGUAGAAUUUGCCCUGCGGCACCAAAAACUAAGGAUACACCCGAGAAAAGAGAAAAUAGUGAGGUUAUGGAAUUGUGUCAUAAGCCGUCUUUCAAAAAGAAGAAAAUGCAUGUUUAG
This is a messenger RNA of Musca vetustissima, 1383 nucleotides long. RefSeq lists its product as uncharacterized. The transcript is spliced from 4 exons. Gene Ontology annotation, biological process: base-excision repair; nucleotide-excision repair; base-excision repair, AP site formation. The record is from RefSeq and is a predicted model, not a curated record. Gene Ontology annotation, cellular component: nucleus. NCBI's taxonomy places the organism in Eukaryota, Metazoa, Arthropoda, Insecta, Diptera, Muscidae. The coding region runs from base 1 to 1383 and encodes 460 amino acids. Gene Ontology annotation, molecular function: oxidized pyrimidine nucleobase lesion DNA N-glycosylase activity; DNA binding; DNA-(apurinic or apyrimidinic site) endonuclease activity.